AUGCCUGAGGUGGUGGCUGUGGCUAAGGGUGGUGCGUCCCACCAGGCGUUGAAGCGGUCGCUGACUAAAGUCACCAAGAAGCCGCCCAAGAAGCGAAGGAAAUCUUGUAAGCAGAGCUAUUCCACUUACGUGUACAAGGGGCUGACCCAGGUCCACCCUCCCACCAGGGCUUCGUCCAAGGCCAUGAGUGUUAUGAAUUCCUUCAUUGUCGACGUUUUCAAGUGCGUCGCCUCCCCGAGGCCUCGCACCUCAUUCACUACAAAAAGCGCCGCACCAUCUCGGAGAGGGAGAUCCAGAGCGCUGUCCGCCUCAUGCUGCCAGGGGAACUGGCCGAACACACCAUCUCCGAAGGCAUGA
Messenger RNA from Carcharodon carcharias (great white shark), 357 nucleotides. Its product is annotated as putative histone H2B type 2-D. Gene Ontology annotation, molecular function: DNA binding; structural constituent of chromatin; protein heterodimerization activity. Lineage: Eukaryota; Metazoa; Chordata; Chondrichthyes; Lamniformes; Lamnidae. Gene Ontology annotation, cellular component: nucleosome. Bases 1 to 357 code for a protein of 118 amino acids. The record is from RefSeq and is a predicted model, not a curated record. The transcript has a single exon.